AAGUUUAACGUCAGUGGCAAGCAAACGUCACAAUCUCCAAAGUACGAACACAUUUUUCGAAUUCGGCGUGUGAAAAAUAUAGGAAAGCAAAAUUGUAUUCGUUUCGUAGAAUGUGCGAAGCCUGCACCAUAUAAAUAGGAGCAACAGUCGCGAUUUUUCAGUCUCAAAUAAGCAUUACCAGCUGCCUCAUCUAAAGGCGUGGCGAUUCUAAAAUCAAAGGAACAAUGGUGAAGACACCGGCUAUAGGAAUUGAUCUGGGGACAACCUACUCCUGCGUGGGAGUUUGGCAGAACAGCAAGGUGGAGAUCAUAGCCAACGACCAGGGAAACCGCACCACGCCCUCCUAUGUGGCCUUCAAUGACACGGAGCGCCUUAUUGGCGAUGCGGCCAAGAACCAGGUCGCCAUGAACGCCAAGAACACGGUGUUCGAUGCCAAGCGUCUGAUUGGCCGCAAGUUCGACGACAAGAAGAUCCAGGAGGACCUGAAGCUCUGGCCCUUCAAGGUCAUCAACGAGGGCGGCAAGCCCAAGAUCGAGGUGGAGUUCAAGGGUGAACGCAAACGAUUCGCACCCGAGGAGGUCAGUUCGAUGGUGCUGACCAAGAUGCGCGAAAUCGCCGAGGUUUACCUGGGUGGCAAGGUGAAGGAUGCCGUGAUCACGGUUCCGGCCUAUUUCAACGACAGCCAGCGUCAGGCGACCAAGGAUGCGGGAUCUAUUGCGGGGCUGAAUGUGCUGAGGAUCAUCAACGAGCCCACUGCCGCUGCUCUGGCCUAUGGCUUGGAUAAGAACCUCAAGGGGGAGCGCAAUGUUCUGAUUUUCGAUCUGGGUGGCGGCACCUUCGAUGUCUCCAUUCUGACCAUCGAUGAGGGCUCCCUCUUCGAGGUGAAAUCCACGGCUGGAGACACCCAUCUGGGUGGCGAGGACUUUGACAAUCGCCUGGUCAACCACUUUGCAGAGGAGUUCAAGCGGAAGCACAAGUCGGAUAUCAAGGGAAAUGCCAGGGCUCUGCGACGUCUGAGGACUGCUUGUGAGAGGGCCAAGAGGACUUUGUCCUCCAGCACGGAGGCAUCCUUGGAGAUUGAUGCCCUGCACGAGGGCAUCGACUUCUACUCGAAGAUUUCCAGGGCCCGUUUCGAGGAGCUCAACAUGGACCUUUUCCGCUCCACCAUGCAGCCCGUGGAGAGGGCCCUCAGCGAUGCCAAGAUGGACAAGAAGGCCAUCCACGAUGUGGUACUGGUCGGUGGUUCCACACGCAUUCCGAAGAUUCAGAAACUACUACAGGAUUUGUUCGGUGGCAAGCAGCUGAAUCUGUCCAUUAAUCCCGAUGAGGCGGUGGCCUAUGGAGCCGCCGUGCAGGCUGCCAUUCUCACCGGCGUGGGCAGCUCCCAGAUCCAGGAUCUCCUCCUGGUGGACGUGGCACCCCUCUCGCUGGGCAUCGAAACCGCUGGCGGUGUGAUGACCAAGUUGGUGGAACGGAAUGCCAGGAUUCCCUGCAAGCAGCAGCAGACCUUCACCACCUACAGUGACAACCAGAAUGCGGUGACCAUCCAGGUUUACGAGGGAGAGCGUGCCAUGACCAAGGAUAACAACCUAUUGGGGACCUUUAAUCUCACUGGCAUUCCGCCUGCUCCCCGAGGAGUGCCCCAGAUCGAGGUGGCCUUCGAUUUAAAUGCUGAUGGCAUCCUGCAUGUUAACGCCAAGGAUAACAGUACUGGGAAGACCGAAAAGAUCACCAUUACCAAUGACAAGGGAAGGCUUUCCAAGGCGGAGAUCGAUCGCAUGCUCUCGGAGGCGGAGAAGUACAAGGUGGAGGACGAUCGCCAGAGGGAACGGGUUCAUUCCCGAAACAACCUGGAGGGUUAUAUCUACAGCUGUCGCCAGGCCAUCGAUGAGGCGCCAUCCGGUGUCCUCUCCGAGUCGGAUCGCUCCAAGGUGCGCGAGAAGUGCAACUCCGAGGCUGCCUGGCUGGACAAGAACUCGCUGGCCGAGAAGGAGGAGUUCGAGCAUCAUCUCCAGGACUGCCAGCGCAUCUGCAGUCCCAUUAUGACGAAGCUCCAUGCCGGACCCAAGGGCAAACAGUCGCCGUCGGCUGGAAACGGGGCUCAUCCCACCGUGGAGGAGGUGGACUAACCAAUCUGUUAUUGAAUACCUAUUUUCUUAAAAACAAACCUAAGUGCCUUGUUGUGUUUUGGGUCACUUUCAUUAUAUUAUUUUCGCUUUUAUUUA
Messenger RNA from Drosophila biarmipes, 2225 nucleotides. It is a transcript of the gene Hsc70-2, whose product is annotated as heat shock 70 kDa protein cognate 2. The record is from RefSeq and is a predicted model, not a curated record. The coding region runs from base 225 to 2129 and encodes 634 amino acids. The transcript is spliced from 2 exons. NCBI's taxonomy places the organism in Eukaryota, Metazoa, Arthropoda, Insecta, Diptera, Drosophilidae. Gene Ontology annotation, cellular component: cytoplasm. Gene Ontology annotation, biological process: protein refolding; cellular response to unfolded protein. Gene Ontology annotation, molecular function: heat shock protein binding; ATP hydrolysis activity; ATP binding.